This is a messenger RNA of Trichoplax adhaerens, 774 nucleotides long. RefSeq lists its product as uncharacterized. The transcript is spliced from 4 exons. Lineage: Eukaryota; Metazoa; Placozoa; Uniplacotomia; Trichoplacea; Trichoplacidae. Gene Ontology annotation, molecular function: ubiquitin protein ligase activity. Bases 1 to 774 code for a protein of 257 amino acids. The record is from RefSeq and is a predicted model, not a curated record.
AUGAAUCAUCCAGUGCAGGGCAGUCUGGUUGAAGGAGUAAGUGAUGAAGCUGUACUCAUAGCUGGCGGAUUGCUAUGCAUUUGUUUAGCUUUUAUCUUCUUCGAGCUUUGGAAAUCUCGAUGUCGAUACUUGGGUGUACGCGUACAUCCUUCUCAGGAGCAUGCAGUUGAACAAGCUAGAUCAUUCCUUUCGAACAGUGAUCAUUCUGAGGGCAUUCGCAAUGGCAGACCAAGGGUAUCUUAUAACGCUGAUUCUAGAUGUCCAAUUUGCAUUCUUGAUCCUCGAGCGCCAGUGGAAACUAAUUGUGGUCACAUAUUUUGUGCUGAAUGUAUAAUUACUUAUUGGAAACAUGGCUCAUGGCUAGGUCCCAUGAAUUGUCCAAUCUGUAGACAAGAGAUUACGAUCUUAUUUCCAAAUUACGAAGAUGGACAAGAAACUGAUGUAUCAGUGGACAUUACUACGUACAAUAGAAGAUUUUCUGGUGAACCGCGAUCGGUGUUUUAUCGAUUUCAGCUCUGGGACUACGUUCAAGAUUUUCCUACUUUACUUCGGCACUUUGUACGUGAAUGCUUUACUGUCAAUGGCAUGAUAGCACUGUUUAGAGUUAAAAUUGUAGUUUGUGUAGUGAUUGCUAUGAUUUAUGUACUAUCACCUUUCGACAUAAUUCCGGAGGCAGUCUUUGGUAUACUUGGGCUAUUGGAUGAUUUACUAAUUAUCGUUGUAAUUCUGAUUUAUGUGACUAUGAUCUACCGCAACAUAAUAGCUAACCGUUAA